UUAUAGGGGCCGUAAUGGCUGCCGCAGUGAUGUUCAUUCGAGUGGCUGGUGUGAAGAGGCUUCUUCAGCGGCGCGUCCCCGAGGCCCCGGUGAGGGCGGGACCGAGGCCGAGUUCGAGCUGGGGAGGACAAGGAGCAGAACUAAAAGAAAGGGGAGAGGAGGAGUCCUGCACGCUUUGGGAGAGGGAGGGCGGGAACUCGUACCGGAGUAGUGUCAGGGGCAUCCAGGGUGGCCGUGGAAAAUUAUGUGCAUUAUGGAUAAAGGACCUGAUUAGCCCUUUCCGAAGUGGCUUCUUUGGUGCUUCUCCCCUGGGCCGAUGGCUCCCAGAAUCUGUAUGGAAUUCAAGCAGAUGUAGCAUCUCUACAGCAGCAACCACUGCUAAGUCAGAGGAAGAUGUGUUUUAUAAGUGGUUCCUACUCCUUAUUCCUGUGACUGCCUUUGGUCUGGGAACAUGGCAGGUCCAGCGUAGAAAAUGGAAACUGAAGAUGAUUGCAGAUCUGGAAUCAAGAAUUAAAGCUGAGCCUAUUCCUCUGCCUGCAGAACUGAUGGAGCUGAAGGACUUGGAGUAUAGGCCUGUGAAGGUCAGGGGGCAUUUUGACCACUCAAAGGAACUUUACAUCUUGCCCCGAACUAUGGUGGACCCUGCUCGAGAAUCCUGGGAUUCAGGCCAAUUAUCCUCCACAGUGGAAAGUGGUGCCAAUGUUGUCACUCCUUUCCAUUGUACUGAUUUGGGGAUUACAAUCCUAGUGAAUAGAGGAUUUGUUCCCAGGAAAAGAUUAAAUCCAGACACUCGGCAAAAAGGCCAGAUUGAAGAUGAAAUUGACCUCAUUGGGAUGGUGAGAUUGACAGAAACUCGAAAGCCCUUUGUCCCUGAAAACAAGCCAGAGAAGAACCGUUGGCAUUACCGUGAUCUGGAGGCAAUGGCAAAAGUUGCAGGCGCUGAGCCCAUAUUCAUUGAUGCCAACUUCAAGAGCACAAUCCCAGGAGGACCCAUUGGUGGCCAAACCCAAGUAACUUUGAGGAAUGAACAUAUGCAGUACAUCAUUACUUGGUAUGGAUUAUCUGCAGCAACAUCAUACAUGUGGUUUAAGAAAUUUGUUCGACUACCCUAGGAGACAGCAGUAAAGGGAAAAUGUGGCAAAUAACCACAGGACAAAGUGUUGAGAAUACUGUGGCCUAUUUUUUAAUAAGAUCUGUCAGUUUUUAACUAUUAAAAAUCAAGGCUCCAUAUCUAAUGGAAAUUACAA
Messenger RNA from Monodelphis domestica (gray short-tailed opossum), 1247 nucleotides. RefSeq names its product SURF1 cytochrome c oxidase assembly factor (gene SURF1). Gene Ontology annotation, cellular component: mitochondrion; membrane. Lineage: Eukaryota; Metazoa; Chordata; Mammalia; Didelphimorphia; Didelphidae. Gene Ontology annotation, biological process: mitochondrial respiratory chain complex IV assembly. The record is from RefSeq and is a predicted model, not a curated record.